AUGAACAGUGUUUCGUUUGACGAUUUAUGGGACGAAAAGCUAUAUUCACUUAUUCUUCAUACCAAUAGGGCAAAAAAGGUUAUUAUGUAUGAAGACUCAAAGAAAGUCUCUGAUGAUCUAUCUUCUGACAUAUAUAUCACGUUAAUUAUCAAGUCAAUAUUUCCUGAGAAAGAACGUACUCCUGCAAACACAUUAUGGGUGCAGUCAGUAUUAGAAACAAUUUUUGACGAAAAAUACAAAUCUCCAAAAAUUAAAAACGAAGCAGUCGAUUCUUGGAUCUAUAUGUUAACUGAUCCUGAUGGAGUAAGUAUAGAAACGAAGUAA
Funneliformis caledonium is the source of this 324-nucleotide messenger RNA. The record is from the annotation of a GenBank genome assembly. Lineage: Eukaryota; Fungi; Glomeromycota; Glomeromycetes; Glomerales; Glomeraceae.